AUGGCAGAGGCAAGGGGAGGCCUUGGGCUGUUCCACGCAGGUGAUUGCCAGCAGCCAGCUCAGUGUCGAAUCCAGAAAUGUACCACGGAUUUUGUGUCCCUCACUUCACACCUGAACUCUGCCGCUGAUGGCUUUGACUCCGAGUUUUGCAAGGCCCUCCGUGCCUAUGCCGGCUGCACCCAGCGAACUUCAAAAGCCUGCCGCGGCAACCUGGUGUACCACUCUGCUGUGCUAGGUAUCAGUGACCUCAUGAGCCAGCGGAACUGUUCCAAGGAUGGACCCACAUCCUCUACCAACCCAGAAGUGACCCAUGACCCUUGUAACUACCACGGCCACGGAGGAGUCAGAGAACACAGGGGAGGGGACCAGAGCCCUCCCAAUUACCUUUUCUGCGGCUUAUUUGGAGACCCUCAUCUUAGAACUUUCAAGGACCACUUCCAGACAUGCAAAGUGGAAGGGGCCUGGCCCCUCAUAGACAAUAAUUACCUUUCUGUUCAAGUGACGAAUGUGCCGGUGGUCCCUGGAUCCAGCGCCACUGCCACCAACAAGAUCACUAUCAUCUUCAAAGCACACCACGAGUGUACGGAUCAGAAAGUGUACCAAGCUGUGACAGAUGACCUGCCAGCGGCCUUUGUGGACGGCACCACCAGUGGCGGGGAUGGUGAUAUCAAGAGCCUUCACAUCGUGGAGAGGGAGAGUGGCCGUUACGUAGAGAUGCAUGCCCGCUACAUAGGCACCACAGUGUUUGUAAGGCAGCUGGGUCGCUACCUAACCCUUGCCAUCCGAAUGCCCGAAGACUUGGCCAUGUCCUAUGAGGAAAGCCAGGACCUGCAGCUGUGUGUGAACGGCUGCCCCACGAGUGAAUGCAUUGAUGAUGGACAAGGCCAGGUGUCUGCUAUCCUGGGGCACAGCUUGCCACACACCACCUCAGCACAGGCCUGGCCUGGCUACACACUGGAGACUGCCAGCACCCAAUGCCAUGAGAAGAUGCCGGUGAAGGACAUCUACUUCCAGUCUUGUGUCUUUGACCUGCUCACCACUGGUGAUGCCAACUUUACUGCUGCAGCCCACAGUGCCUUGGCGGACGUGGAAGCCCUGCACCCCAGGAAGGAACGCUGGCACAUCUUCCCCAGCAGCAGCCGCGCAGGACGCUCUGAUUUGUCUGUUGGUCUUGGACUCACAUGCCUGGUCCUUAUUGUGUUUUUGUAGGGGUUGUUUGUUUUUUGUUUUGGUUUGUUUUGUUUUUUCUGGUUUUUUUUGUCUAUAACAAAAUUUUAAAUAUAUAUUGUCAUAAUAUAUUGAGUGAAAGAGUAUAUAUAUGUAUAUACCAUGUAUAUGACAGAUGUUUGUCCUGGAACACCAGAUUGUACAUUAUGUGUUUGGCUGUUUUCACAUAUGUUGGUUGUAGUGUUUUUUUGAUUGUAUCAAUUUUAUUUUGCAGUUUUGUGAAAUGUUUUAUAAUGUCCCUGCGUAGGGACCUCUUAGAAAGCACUUUAUUUUUUAUAUAUUAAAUAUUUAUGUGUGUACCUGGCUAAUAUGUACAGUACAUAUACACAGACACCACAACAGUCCAUUUGAAGGUGACCAGUUUGUAGCUACUCUGGGUGUUCCUCCUGCACUUCCCAUUGCUACUGAUUUGCCAAGGUACACAGUUCCUGAUGGAGCUGUCUCCCUUCCUGAAGUGUCAAUUUGAGAGGAAAGUAAGUACUUUUGAUUCUUAAAACACGGAUCUCACUUAAGAGCCCUGUUUCUAGCAGCUCACUUUCUCAGAACAUGGGGACAGUAUUGCUACAGCUGCAGUCCUUCUUACUCUGAUUAUGACAUUUGAGCACAUGUGGCCUCUGAGGUUGACCCUUCUAAAACUGCCGUUAGUGAAGCACGGUUCUGGGGAUGGCUGUUUCAAGUAGAUCCCAGGCAUCUUGCUACGCCCGAUCUAGCCCCCAUCCCUGUUUAAAUCGUAAUUUCCCCUCCUUUAACUCUUUAAGGAAAACCGAAUCAUAACUUAGUAGAUUUCAUGCCUUGCUCUCCCUCUCUGCAGCUUGUAGAAAUCAUGUUCUUAACUCCCUCCUCCCUGGCUACUUGAAAUCCUAAUGGUGCUCUCCUGCUCCACCCCAAUGUCUCCUUCACCACACUUCAGGAUUCUAAACUCUGGCUGUUAGUCUUCCUCUGAUAUAAGGUCCAAGUGUAGGGCCUUGAGAACAGGAAAUCUUCCACUUGCCUGUGGAUGCUGGUGAGUCUGAUGUUUGUUAACUAGGCAUUGUACUGCCCAAGUAGCCUCUGUCUUUUCAGCUCUGCCAUCGUAACACCUGUAGUCACUUAGUGAAAUCCCCAUAUGGUAAAGUCUCUCCUUGCCUCUGCCACCCCAUUGUUGGUACCAACUGUUAAGGGCUGUGAGAGUAGCAGAGUUAACUCCUGAAUAGAUAGGUUUGUAUUAUUAUAUCUAAAUGUGAGUGUUUGGUUCCAAGAAGUAAUACAAUUUGUGUUCCAAUAUUUAAGGUUUACAUUAAUGCAAGCAAAAGAUACGAACUUUAAAUACUGGAGUGAUUUAGGCCAUGGUGAUACCUUUUGCCAUGUCCUGUUGACACGCUCAGGCUGGCAUUAGGAAAGGGUAUCACGUUGUAAAGUUGUAUUUCCUAGAGAAGUGAUAAUCGUCACAGAGUGGGAUUGUGUGUUUAUCUAGAAGCGGCAAACCCUUACCUUGGGUGAAAUUAUGAAGGCAUCCUUAAAAGCUGAACUCCAGAGAGCUGGAAUCUAACCCUGUUUAAAAAAGGGGGGGGGGGUCUUUUUAAGAAAGCUAGAUUAGGACCUUCCAACCCUGAAAGCAUGGCCACUUUUGUUCAUCUGUCGAGUCAUUAACCAGAAUCCAUCACUAGCUAGUAACUUGUAAUUGAGUAGAACAAGGAAGGAGAGAUGUCAGCUACUUUUAACCACUAUUUUUGUGCAAAUAGUAUAAAGGAAAAAAAAUAGAAGUUUCUACAGUGUCUGGCUUUAGAGUGUGAUUGAUAGAUAUACCCUUAUCCUUUUGCGAGGAGAACAAGACCACCACCUCUACUCAUAGUUUGGGAAUGGAAGUUUGCUUAGCGGGAAAGGGUGCCCGUGAGAUGUACUACAACAGUAGUAUUAGUAAUAGAGUCUGGUGCGUUGUUCUCCCUAAUAAUAAGUGUCUAUAUGACCUUGACAGUCCCCACAGAUAACUUUUAAAAGUAAAGUAUUUCUGUCGAGAAGGGCCAGGUUUUCUUUGGGGUUUCUAAGAACACACUGCUUGCACUUGCUUCGUGAAGUCCUUAGCCAAAAGAAUUUCAGACCAUGCCAGCAUACGAAUAGGCUACAGACCAUGCCAGCAUAUGAAUAGGCUACAGCUUGCCACAGAUCUCCUGGGAGAGCUUAAUGGGCUACAGCACUGGUUUUUCACAGAGCCAUGUGGCUACUUUAGAGAAGACUCAAAAAACACCUUUUCCCCCUUCACUGUGCUUGGAAACUUCCCACAUUGUGCCGAGUCUUUCCAGAGAAACCUGUAGACGUGGUUUGUAGGCGUAUGAGUAUCUGUAAAAACAGUGAGUGUGCAGUGUGUAAAUACUUUAAAUUAUUAUGCUAGAAAAAAAUAAAGUUACAGACCGUGCUGUCGAAUGUUUGUUCUGUGGUGGUAGUGACACCUGCUGGAAGAGCUGAGGAGCCUCUGCAGAAGCCAAGGAGUAAGGGAGUUAAAAUCCCCAUAGUUUUCGACAACAUGGACUCCUUGCCCCUGUAGCUCAUUUGACUGCUACUGUAGUUCUUUUUUCCUUUUAUAACUUUUAAGCAAUUACAAAUAAAGCAGUGUCUGUGAGACUGACCGCUCGUCCUAAAGUUCUGUCUGUAAUGAGUAGCUUUGCCCCUUGACGCUGCACGCUGGGUCUUCUGAACAUCUGGGAUGCACAACUUAACCAUGAUGGAAAGAUGUGGGAGGUAAGGCUAUUUUUGGUCCUUGAAACCUUGCUAACCCUUACUUCCUGGGUGUUUUAAAGGGAGGUGCCAUGUGAUUAUAAAUUAAUUGUGUUAAAUAAAUGGAGGGUAGAAGAGUCUGGAAACAAAAACUCAGGAAAGCACCUGCUCUCACUAGGCAGUAUCCUAAAUGCAGUAAACCUGGGGGUUGUCAGGGUGGAGGGAGACACAUAAUUCUUGACUAGAGUGCUUGCUGUGUGUAUAACAGUUCAGAGCACGGAAAUGGGAAGCCUUAUGUCAGCUGGAUCAUGCGAGCUACAGAAACCAGGGCUACAGUUUCUGGGUGCUGAAUAGAUGCCAUCUGUAUAACAAGAGUUCAUACUUCCACAAUUCCGUUCACAUCUGACCUCCAGCUUUCCAGAGACCAAAACUAGAGAAAUUCUUAAAAACUCAAGACAGAUUUCCAUUUUCUUAAACAAGUGAUUUUGAGUUUCCUUAAAAAAUCCAAGAAUUCUGUUAGUUGCCUAAUUUAUUUUAAAAAAAAAAAGUAUAUUGAUGCUAUUUUAUAGCCUAGAGUGGACAAGGGUAAAACAGUCUUUGAUUCAUACAGACUUCCCCUGUGUUCUUGUAACCAAAUGUCUGUUUCUCUGUGAAUCAAGCAAUGCCUCUACACCCCCAAGAAGGUAAACAAAAGAAGUUCAAAAUUCUAUUUCUACUUCUGUUUUCUGUAUGUCUUAAAACAAGAAAUUAAUUCAAUAGUGUUUUUUUUUAAUUCACUAUUCUCCCCACCCCACCCACCGCCCCAGAGAACCUCUAGUAAGAUGUUUCAAACCGUCAACUAAAUAAUACAGUGUCCCCUCCACCUUUGAAUGUGUUGCCAGUGUGUUUGGAGUGGUGAUGUUUGUGAAUGGCUUGCAGAUUAACAGAGACUGGCAAACAGGGCCAGAAGGACAUACUACACAUGGUCAGGUCUCACUCUGUUUUCAUUAGAAUGAUAUCAAAUCAACUGAGCAAACUGAUUCUGUUAACCAAAACAUAUUAAUGUAGAUCUGUCACACUACCAUUAGAAGACAAUAAACAUGUACCAAUAUUUCCUAAUUGAAGGGUCUUUUCUUUAUGUUUGUGAGCCCAGCCCUUUAAUGACUGAGCUAUCUCUCCAACCCCUAACUUAUUUUUUUAAAUGGGUAAUACAUCUGUGGUCUUUUUUUUUAAUUCAAAAAUUAAAACUUCACAAGUGAAAAAAUGAAAACUCCACAAAUGAUUGGCAAAGUAAAAAUGCACCUGACAGAAUAAGCAAUCUUUACAACUAGGGCUAUUUCAAGGCCUGGGAAGAUAGUCAAGUGUUUGCCACACAGUCAUGAGGACCUGGGUUCAGAUCAGAUGCAGUGGCUCAUGUUGAUGAUUCCAGUUCUGGGGACAUGAGGCCAGGAUUAACUCUGAACGGACCAGCCAGCCUCACUGAAUUGGUGUGCUCCAUGUUUAGUGAAAGAUGCUGUUGCAAAUGACGAUAAUAAGCCGUAGAGGGUGACACCUAGUGUUACCUCUGGUCAUUACAUGCAUGUCCAUACACAUCUACAGAACACUACAUAUACCACACACCAAGAAAAAACUGAUGGUACACGUAAGAAUGACCACCAUAGACACAUACAUGUGAAUGCUUGAUCCACAGCUGAUGGAACUGCUUAGGAAGAGUUAGGAGGUAUGUCACUGGGCUUUGAGGUUUUAAAAGCCCAGGCCUUUCCAUUCUCUUGCUCUCUCUGCCUCCUGCUUAUGGGUCAGAUGUAAGGUCUCAGCCUCUGUUCCAGCACUAUAUCUGCCUAUCUGUUGCUGUAUUCUGCCAUGAUGGUCAUAGACUCAACCCUCUGGAACUGUAAGCAAACCCCCCAAUAAACUCUUCUAUAAGUUGUC
Messenger RNA from Myodes glareolus (Bank vole), 5826 nucleotides. The record is from RefSeq and is a predicted model, not a curated record. Lineage: Eukaryota; Metazoa; Chordata; Mammalia; Rodentia; Cricetidae.